Molecule: messenger RNA, 1176 nt
Organism: Podospora pseudocomata
Lineage: Eukaryota; Fungi; Ascomycota; Sordariomycetes; Sordariales; Podosporaceae
Exons: 3
Coding region: 1-1176 (391 amino acids)
Source: RefSeq, a predicted model, not a curated record
AUGUCUGCCACUGAAGCUUCUCCCCCUUUCGUGGAGCCCUAUCCUGGGUAUGCGGCCGAAAAUAAGGGCCCAACCAUCCUAGGCGUCACGUCGGCCAUGACGUUGCUGGGCAUCGUGUUUGUGGCGGCAAGAGUGUACAGCAGAGUGAUCUCGAUGGGCAAGAUCUACCUCGACGACUACAUCACUCUCUUUUCCAUUACUCUCUGUGUUAUAUAUGUUGGACUGGCUGGUGCCGCCAUUUCGCAUGGUGGUGGUAGACAUCUCGAUACCCUAAGCCCUGAAGAUGUCAAAAAAGCCCUCUAUUACACCGUCAUCUCGUUCGUACCUGGCGUGUCGUCCUUUACGAUCCCCAAGUUUGCCGUGGUGGUUUUGCUGCGCAAGAUCUUGAACCCGGGCCGGGCGCACCGCAUGGUCAUGUGGGUGGUUUCGGUCAUCUAUGGCCUCCUCGCCAUUGGCAUGCUCGUCAUCAACUUUGCCCAGUGCACCCCAGCUCGUGCGCAGUGGUUGGACGCCCCAGGCAAAUGCUGGGACCGUCAGAUCACGGUCGACUAUGCCAUGGCCCUCGGAAUUUAUUCGGUUCUUUUCGACUUUUAUCUCGCCAUCUAUCCCACCGUCGUUCUUUUCCAGCUGCAGCUUAAUUGGAGGAAGAAGCUGGCUCUUUCGUCGUCGUUGGGCUUCGGAUACUGUGCCGGUGUCAUCACUUGCUACAAGUGCUACACGUUGAGUGGCCUCCUCGAGGUCGUGGACUUUACGUAUACCGUCGACGAUGUGGUUCUCUGGACAAAUAUCGAAGCAAACUGCGUCAUCAUUGGCGCCUGCAUUCCCUGCCUCUACCCCCUCAUCAGGAAGCUAUUCGGCAACUCUGCUCUCGGGGGCACCUCUGGUCCAACGGGCGGCAACUCCAAAUCAGGGGGCGGGUACCGUGGAAACACUGGACGCACCAACACCGUCGUCACCAUAGGAUCUUAUGCUAAGAACAAAGGACGCUCGCGCAACAAGUCCAUCUCGCAGCUGGACACCAUCAACGACAUGGAUGCCGACAGCAAAUACAUCAUCCUCGAGGAGCGCUCGUUCCACUGCAGCACCGCCGAGCUGACGGAACCGGAUGCCGUGGCGGCGAAUGUGCAAAAUGAGCACAGGAAGCCCGAGCGGGUAGCAAAACCAGACGGAUGGUGA